GGAGGGGUGGCAACGCGAGCCAGGAUUCCGUACAUUGAGUGAGCCAAUCAUAUGGGAAAAGGAUGUUCCGAUCACCAUGCGAGACGGGACAACCCUGCGUGGUGAUAUUUUCCGCCCGCUGGCCAAAGAUGGAGUUCCGCUACCCGCGCUUCUGCCGUGGAGUCCGUACGGGAAAACGGGAAGUGGCCACCAUCAGACAACCAGCUUUACCUGGUUAGGCGUACCCAAAAGCUCCUUGAGCGGGCUCGAAAAGUUCGAGGCACCGGAUCCAGCGGAGUGGUGUCCCCGUGGUUACGUCGUCGUUAAUGUUGAUGCACGGGGAUGUUUCGAUUCCGAGGGUGAUAUAUUCAUCUUCGGUACGCAGGAGGGUCGAGAUGGGCACGACACCAUCGAGUGGAUUGCCGAGCAGUCUUGGUGCGAUGGGAAUGUGGCGCUUGUAGGAAAUUCAUGGCUGGCUAUUACUCAGUGGUUUAUUGCGGCUGAGAAGCCCCCGCAUCUGAAGGCCAUAGCUCCAUGGGAAGGACUAGGCGAUUUCUAUCGUGAGAGUAUCUGUCGUGGAGGCAUUCCCAAUACUAUGUUCUGGGAGCUCCUCUUGAAGGAGUUCAAUGGAAGAGCUCAAAGAGAGGAUGUUGCUACAAUGAUCAAGAAGUAUCCGUUCAUGAAUGCAUAUUGGGAAGACAAGAGACCUCGACUUCAAGAUAUCAAAAUCCCUAUGUAUAUCCUUGCUAGCUAUUCAACAGGCUUGCACACUGAAGGGUCAUUGCGCGCGUGGAAGUAUGCAGGCUCCGAUCAGAAAUGGCUAAGGAUUCAUCCCACCCAGGAGUGGUUUGACAUUUACCAGCCACUAGCUAACGACGAUUUGCAACGCUUUUUGGACCACUUUCUUCUCGGAAAAAAUAACGGCUGGCAGUUCACACCCAAGGUUCGCCUCUCUUUACUGAGAUAUAACAAGUCUCCGAUCACUUUUCGCGCGGAAGACAGAUACCCUCCUUCACGGGUGCAGUAUAGAACAUUCUAUCUCGAUGCGGGUGGGCAGAAUGGAAGUGUUGCAGGGACAUUGCUACCUGAACCACUCACCGAUGACGCCUCUGCCUCCUAUCAAUCCGACAUGUGGGAAGAUGACGGGGCGCACUUUACCCUGACCUUUACUGAGACUACUGAAUUGAUAGGCAGCUCACAGGUCAAGCUCUACAUGUCCUGUCAAGAUUUGGAUGACAUGGACGUAUACGUGAUUAUCCGGAAGCUAGAUCGUGCUGGUAAUGCAUUGCUCAACUACAACAUCCCCUUUGAGCAUCAGAAACCUGGAACAACUCCCGACAUGAUCCCAGAUGAAAAUAUCUACAAAUAUGUUGGACCAAGUGGACGGCUCCGGGCUUCUAAGCGAGCAGCCACAACCGAGGAGCCCGAUAUGCUUGAAAGUAGAAAGGAGAAUCAAGAGCCGACAGAACUUUUCUUCCCUCAUGACAAAUCGGAAAAGAUAUCUUCUGGAGAGGUUGUGGAGCUCAGGAUUCCCAUUUGGGCUGGGGGUAUUGUAUUCGAUGAAGGUGAGUCCUUGAGGUUGGAAAUCAAGGGGCAUGACCCCAUUCUCCCCGAGUACCCAGCCUUGAGGAAGGGCCCAAAAAACCUUAAUAGAGGCCGACAUGUGGUGUAUACUGGAGGAAAAUAUCCGUCAUCUUUGAUUGUUCCAUUGACGAGCGUGUGAUGGACGUGGAUGAGUAUGAAUAUGCUGCU
Aspergillus vadensis CBS 113365 is the source of this 1731-nucleotide messenger RNA. RefSeq names its product CocE/NonD family hydrolase. The coding region runs from base 77 to 1702 and encodes 541 amino acids. The transcript has 5 exons. NCBI's taxonomy places the organism in Eukaryota, Fungi, Ascomycota, Eurotiomycetes, Eurotiales, Aspergillaceae. Gene Ontology annotation, molecular function: dipeptidyl-peptidase activity. The record is from RefSeq and is a predicted model, not a curated record.